Messenger RNA from Auxenochlorella protothecoides, 645 nucleotides. RefSeq lists its product as hypothetical. The coding region runs from base 1 to 645 and encodes 214 amino acids. The record is from RefSeq and is a predicted model, not a curated record. Lineage: Eukaryota; Viridiplantae; Chlorophyta; Trebouxiophyceae; Chlorellales; Chlorellaceae. The transcript is spliced from 3 exons.
AUGGCAAGCUACUACCAUGAGGCGCGCGCCCAGGCCAGGGCCCUCAAGGAUCGCACCACGGCAAAUAAAGCCCGUUCAGAACGACGACUGACGGACGAGGAGGCGCAGCUGGAGGAGCAGCUGGCGUUCGAGUCCUACCGCGACGUCAUCCGGUGGGCCUGCCAGGGCCUGGCGCCCCACGAGGGCCUGGCCCACGCGGCGCAGGAGGACGUUGCCAUCCGCACGGCGCAGCGACGCGCCGCGCUGGGCCUGGCGGCGGGGAUGCGGGGGGGCGGGGGACCUGCGGGCCGUGACCCUGGAUACGCGGCGGGGGGGCUUGGCCACGACGCCCCCACCGACGGGGACAGGGUUAGCGCGUCAGAGGGGAGCGGGGAUGAGGGGGGAGGCGAGGACCCCGGCGCCGACGUGCGAAUGGACGCGCUGGCGCGCGCCUACGGCGUCGCGGACUUCUCAGCCAUGCUGCGCUGGGCCGCGCACCAGCAGUCUCCUGGCCCGGCUCUGCCGCCCGCCAGGGAGACACCCAAGGAGCGCCUGCAGCGUCUCAUGGCGGCGCAGCUAGGGAAGAAGAUCCACCAGGAUGCGGCGGCCCAGGCCCUGCGCCGGAGUCAGGUGAUGGUGCACCUGCGUGCCCGUGGCGUGGGAUGA